AUGUUCAAGUUUCUCGUAGCUCUCACUGUGCUGGCACUGGCCAGUGCCGAUCUGGCACGCAUGCCUAUUAAGGCGCGUGAAAACUUCCAGAAGAAGGUCUCGGACAUUCGUGGUGAGAAGAAUUUGCUGCGCGCCAAAUACAAUCUGCAAAAGACGCGUGCUGUGGGCGAUGAGGAGUUGACAAACUCCAUCAACAUGGCCUACUAUGGGGAGAUCACCAUUGGCACUCCCCCGCAAUCCUUCGAGGUGUUGUUCGACUCCGGUUCAUCGAACCUGUGGGUGCCCUCAAGCCACUGCUGGAUCUUCGAUGUUGCCUGCCAGAAGCACAACAAGUACGAUCACGACAAGUCCAGCACCUAUGUGAAGAACGGUGAGACCAUCAACAUCUCAUAUGGCUCUGGCAGCAUGGGAGGCUUCCUGUCUCAGGACACAGUCAGUGUCGCUGGCCUGGAUAUUGUCGAUCAGGUGUUCGCCGAGGCUCAGAGCGAGGCCAGCAGCUUCAUUGACGCCAACUUUGAUGGUCUGUUCGGUAUGGCUUACCAGCAGUUGGCCGAAGAUGAUGUUGUGCCACCUUUCUACAACAUCGUCUCGCAGAAGCUGGUGGAUCAGUCGGUCUUCUCCUUCUACAUGACCCGCGCUGGCUCCGCCACUGACGGCGGUGAGCUCAUUCUGGGCGGUAUCGACGACACCCUGUACACCGGUGAGAUCACCUACACUCCCGUCACCACCCAAGGCUACUGGCAAUUCGAAAUGAACUAUGCUGAGGUUAAUGGCAACCAGGUGUCCACCAGCACCCAGGCUAUUGCUGAUACCGGCACCUCCCUCAUUGUGGUCACCGCUGAUGCUUACGAGACCCUCAACGCAGCCAUUGGCGCCGUCGAGGAGGAUGAUGGCAACUACUAUGUAGACUGCUCCAGCGUUGACUCGCUGCCCACAAUCACCAUUAACAUUGCCGGCCGCGACUUCCCUCUGCUGCCCUCGGCUUACAUUGUGGACGUCCAGAACGAUGAUGGCAGCACCCUGUGCAUGUCCAGCUUCACCUACAUGGGCACUGACUUCUGGAUCUUGGGCGAUGUCUUCAUUGGCCAAUACUACACCGUCUUCGACUAUGGCAACAACCAGGUUGGCUUCGCCACCGUCGCCUAAGGCGUUCAUGAAACCGUUAAACGAAAUAAACUCAAAUGCGAAAAUAAAUAAUCUGCUGAAGUCCGAAAUGACGAUCCAUCA
Scaptodrosophila lebanonensis is the source of this 1227-nucleotide messenger RNA. RefSeq names its product lysosomal aspartic protease-like. NCBI's taxonomy places the organism in Eukaryota, Metazoa, Arthropoda, Insecta, Diptera, Drosophilidae. Gene Ontology annotation, cellular component: lysosome. Gene Ontology annotation, molecular function: aspartic-type endopeptidase activity. Gene Ontology annotation, biological process: proteolysis; cell death. The record is from RefSeq and is a predicted model, not a curated record.